AUGGCUGUUGGUGAAAAUUCAUCUACCUCUGAAGGAGCUAGUAAUGCUAUUGGUAAUGACCCAAAUAAUGCCCUGUAUGUGCAUCCAUCGGAUAGCCCAGGGAUGAUGCUUGUUCCUGCUCAAUUUGAUGGAGCAGGUUAUCGAUCUUGGAGAAGAGGAGUUAUGCGAGCCUUGUCAGUGAAGAACAAAUUAGGCUUCAUCGAUGAAAGCUGUGUGAAAUCAAAUGCGAAUUCAUCUCAACUUCGUCAAUGGCAGAGAUGUGAUGAUAUGGUCACAUCAUGGAUUUUGAAUUCAUUAAGUAAGGAGAUUUCAGACAGUGUAGAAUAUGUCAAUAACUCUGUAAAACUUUGGAAGGAAUUGGAAGAUAGAUAUGAUCAAACAAAUGGGGCAAAAUUGUAUCAGAUGCAGAAGGAAAUCAAUGAUCUUACACAAGGAUGA
This is a messenger RNA of Solanum stenotomum, 438 nucleotides long. RefSeq lists its product as uncharacterized. Bases 1 to 438 code for a protein of 145 amino acids. NCBI's taxonomy places the organism in Eukaryota, Viridiplantae, Streptophyta, Magnoliopsida, Solanales, Solanaceae. The transcript has a single exon. The record is from RefSeq and is a predicted model, not a curated record.